This is a messenger RNA of Wallemia mellicola CBS 633.66, 721 nucleotides long. RefSeq lists its product as hypothetical. The coding region runs from base 16 to 315 and encodes 99 amino acids. Gene Ontology annotation, cellular component: cytosol; nucleus. The record is from RefSeq and is a predicted model, not a curated record. Gene Ontology annotation, molecular function: transcription corepressor activity. The transcript is spliced from 4 exons. Lineage: Eukaryota; Fungi; Basidiomycota; Wallemiomycetes; Wallemiales; Wallemiaceae. Gene Ontology annotation, biological process: cellular heat acclimation.
AAACCACCAAGAUCGAUGUCACUAAAGCCAGCAGCUCCUUUAUCUACAAAAACAAAUAGUUCAACCAACACUAAGAAGGAAAAUGAAAUGGAUAUCAGUAGUCCACAUGAGUUGACUGCGUUUGUUGAAGACGUUCUCAACAAGCUCGAUACGAAAUUCGAUGUGAUGUCGAAUACGGUCUUAGAGAGAAUGAAUGAGAUGUCUGAUAGAGUUGAUAGCUUAGAAGCAAGUAUACAGGAGUUGGUAUCAUCUGCAGGCCCUAUGUCGCCUAGAAUACCAUCGCCUAGGCCAGUAAAAAGCCCUUCAAAUGAAUGAAGAGCUCUUUGGAUAUGAUUGUGGCUAUCUUAGUCACUAAUAAGCUAGAACAAUUGAAAUAGUUGAUAAUACACUCUACUUUGUUUUGGAAGCGAUACCAGGGUAUAGGAGGUGCUUUGUAAAUCAGUGUUUAAUAUAUGUUUAAGAAUAGCUAGUAUACAUUACAAUUAGUUAUAAUACAUUAAUACAACGUUGUUACUUCAUAGUUUGUGUUGUAGUAACUCAUUGAUAAAGCGGGAGAGUGAAUUGAUCAUUAGUUUCAUUGAUAGAUUGUAGAUAGUAGUACGGCAGUAGUAUGAUUGUAGUCUAAAUGCGUACUACCAUCGACUUGAGCGUGAUAGCCUUAAUUAGACUGAAACUAAUGGUGAAAUUGAAAUAAAACAAUGCUAAUAAAUGUUCCAAUUUG